CCACCCAUGAUGAAAUCAGAGUCCACUGUGCACGGCAGCACCCUCAAUCCCUCACGUGCGGCCGCACGUGUGAGGAAUUUGUAGUAGAUUUUGGACCAACUCAUAGAGGCGUUUAAACUUGCAACCGAUUUUCGGGAUACCAAACCCCACCCCCGACGGAUUGCGGCCGUCGGCGUUCACCUAUGGCCCCGUCUAAGAAAACCAAAUCGAAGUCCCACUCGGCUGAGUCAACUCGGUCCCCGACCAAGUACCCAGCUUGCAUCCGCUCCGUAUCGCCUUCAUCCGUUGCCAUCUCGAUCCACGCCAAGCCUGGCUCCAGGCUCGCCACCAUCACCGAUAUGAACGAUGAGGCAGUGGGAGUGCAGAUUGAUGCUCCAGCCAAAGACGGUGAAGCUAAUGCCGCCCUUCUCGAAUACAUUAGCUCCGUUCUUGGGGUAAAAAAAAGGCAAGUUUCAAUACGUUCUGGCUCAAAGUCGAGGGACAAGAUUGUGAUAAUAGAAGAGGUAGCAUUAGAGAGUGUAUUUGACUCUCUGACUAAAGCACUGCAAGGCCAGUAGUAAGAUUAAUUGGAGCUGUGAGUUAUGUAAGUGUAAGCCAUAGCAGAAUGAUCCUUUUUGUGUUUCUAUAAAACAAUCUCUGAAAUUAUGCUCAAAGUCAAUAGUCAUCUUUUCUUAAGCAUAAAUACUGUUAUUCUUUAUUUAGAUAUAUUACAAUUAUUUAUCUAACUUGUGCUAAGUGAUCCUAAUUCUUCCUUUGA
Messenger RNA from Striga asiatica, 757 nucleotides. The record is from the annotation of a GenBank genome assembly. NCBI's taxonomy places the organism in Eukaryota, Viridiplantae, Streptophyta, Magnoliopsida, Lamiales, Orobanchaceae.